Molecule: messenger RNA, 1721 nt
Organism: Colletotrichum acutatum
Lineage: Eukaryota; Fungi; Ascomycota; Sordariomycetes; Glomerellales; Glomerellaceae
Product: Hsp70 protein-domain-containing protein
Exons: 2
Coding region: 251-1564 (437 amino acids)
Cellular component (GO): cytoplasm
Molecular function (GO): ATP-dependent protein folding chaperone; ATP binding
Source: RefSeq, a predicted model, not a curated record
CAUGAGCGCUGUGAUUAAUACAAGUUGUGUUGUAAAGAGCCUCGGACCUUUAUAUACGAGCGUGGGCAAGAUAAAACGCGGUGCCAGGAGGAUACCGCUUGAUGGCCAGAGCUUCACAAUCAUGGGCUCAGAUGAAUUAAUACAUCAUGCAAAAAGCGAUCCAAGUCUUUCAAGUGCUCUGUUCGAUUACGGGUGGGAUUAUGGCCUGCAGCGCUCUCAACGGUGGUGAGUGCUGACUUCUAUCAGUGUUAUGGUCUGCGAUGCCACCGAACCCGAGUACUUCCUACAUCGGGCUAUCAAACAAUCGAUCCCUCACGUAAAUUUAAGCGAUCGUCAUGAAGUUCAUAUAUUCAGAGACUCGAUAAUCGAAGCCCUCUGGAAAUCAAAAAAGGUGGCCGAAACCUGGACACUUGGAUCCAUUGAACAGGCAUUCGUGACUGUGCCGCAAUAUUUCACCAGGGAAGAACGCGAUGUCAUCACGGAGGCUGGGGUUUCCAUUGGAAUAGAAGUCCUUCGCAUCGUGAACGCGCCUACUGCCGCUGCUAUUGGGCUCGGCAUAGACAAGCUGGACGACGAAUUCCACUUCAUUGUUUAUGACCUAGGGCGAGAAACCUUCGAGGUAUCCUUGUUCGAGGUUGAUGCAGGUGUGUUUGAAUGUCUGGCUAGUAUCAGUGAUCACCAGCUUGGCAAAGAAGUGGGCGAAUUGAUGCAUCAAAAGCAGCUGAGGGGGAGCUGGGUAUUCGACGCAACUGAGAUGGAGACACUCGAGAAGACACUACCCUUUCUGGGUCAGGCUAUCGAAAGCGCGAAUUUUUCUAUCAAUGACAUCUCAAAAGUCCUCAUCGUGGGUGGCUACACAGGACCGGCACAGUUGAGAUCUAUGGUAAAGAACUUUUUCGGUACCGCAACCUCUACGAUCUUCGACUAUCCAGGAAGUCUUCGGUUGAUACCAGGCACGUGGGAUUAUGACCAAGUUGUUACGUUUGGCACUGCUGUCUUUGCUGAGAAUGUCUGUGGAUGCGGAAGAUACGACCUAGUCGGCACACUUGAGGCGAACCCACGAUCUGUCCUUCUCGAGAUCAUUGGAGGCGAGGCGCAACGGGUGUUCCAGCGGUACACGAUACUCCCAAGUACUCGCGCCAUGACCUUCACCACCACAAUGGACGGACAGACGAGGGUCGUCAUACCAGUCUUCCAGGGCGAGUUGCCAGAUGCGAGAAAAACCGACGAAGUACUCGUUCUCAGGUUGGAUUGCAUCCCGCCUGGGCCUCGCGGAACUCACACUAUCCAAGUCGUUUUUGAGGCAGGCGUUGACACGGCGGACGAUGCGUACAGGUUCUUGCUCAAGGCUUCGGUGCAUCUCGUGGGUGCAAGGGAGCAGUGUUCGUAUAGUGCUUCCGGGGUUCUCCAUGACUUUGACGCAAUUGACGCCCUCAGCGGCGAAGAAAUUGAGCUUGAAGCAGCGUACGUUUAUGGAGGAGGAAGAGUCGAUCUAGGGUCGCCUGGUGUUUGCAUCAACCCUCAAAGCGACAUUGACCAUUAUCACGUGGCGGCAGCUGGAUAGCUCUCAGUCAAAGACAACUAGGACUAGCCAGUUGACUAGUUCAAGUAUUAUUCACUAUCCCGCUGAUUUGACCUUGAGAACAUGCAAUCUAGCACCUUGUCAAAACCCCAAGGGGAGCAUUCAUGGACAGCAUCAGCAUAUCAGUUCGCUAGCAGAA